Messenger RNA from Elephantulus edwardii (Cape elephant shrew), 927 nucleotides. Its product is annotated as olfactory receptor 2G6-like. The transcript has a single exon. Gene Ontology annotation, molecular function: olfactory receptor activity; G protein-coupled receptor activity. Bases 1 to 927 code for a protein of 308 amino acids. Lineage: Eukaryota; Metazoa; Chordata; Mammalia; Macroscelidea; Macroscelididae. Gene Ontology annotation, cellular component: membrane. Gene Ontology annotation, biological process: G protein-coupled receptor signaling pathway. The record is from RefSeq and is a predicted model, not a curated record.
AUGGUCAGCCCAAACAUCAGCUUCUUCAGUGGAUUUUUUCUGCUAGGCUUCUCUGGUCAACCUCUGCUAGAGAUGACCCUCUUUGUUAUCAUUGUUAUUUUCUACUUGCUGACUCUGCUUGGCAAUAUAGCCAUCAUUUAUUUGGCUUGUCUGGAUCCUAGACUCCAUACCCCUAUGUACUUCUUCCUUAGUCAUUUGUCUUUCAUGGACCUCUGCUACACCACAAGCACAGUCCCACAGCUGUUAUUUAACUUGAAGGGCCCAGAGAAGACAAUCACUUACGGAGGUUGUGUGGUCCAACUCUAUGUUGCCUUGGCAAUGGGUUCCACAGAGUGUAUCCUUCUUGCAAUUAUGGCUGUCGACCGCUAUGCUGCUGUGUGUCGGCCUCUACAUUAUGCCAUUAUUAUGCAUUCACGCUUCUGUUUGCAAUUGGUGGUUAUGACUUGGGUGACUGGUUUGGCUAGCUCAUUGGUACAGACUGUGCUCAUCAUUCAGGUUCCCCGGUGUGGGCAUAACAUUAUAGACCAUGUCUUCUGUGAAAUACCAGUUCUUCUCAAACUCUCCUGUGUAGAUACCACAGCCAAUCAGAUGGAGCUCUUCUUUGUCAGUGCAUUUUUACUCCUGGUGCCUCUCUCUCUCAUUCUUAUUUCCUAUGGCUUCAUUGGUCAAGCUAUUUGGAGGAUCAAGGCAUCUGAAGGACGCCAAAAGGCUUUGGGGACUUGCUCUUCCCAUUUAGUGGUGGUUUUCCUGUUCUACGGCACUGCUACAGCCAUGUACCUGAAGCCUAGUUCUACCACUUCUCAGGACCAGGACAAAUUCAUGGCAUUAUUUUACGGAGUUGUCACCCCAACUUUAAAUCCAUUCAUCUACACAUUGAGGAAUAAAGAUGUGAAGGGGGCACUGAGGAAAAUGGUGGGUAAAGCGUAA